Molecule: messenger RNA, 3763 nt
Organism: Hypomesus transpacificus
Lineage: Eukaryota; Metazoa; Chordata; Actinopteri; Osmeriformes; Osmeridae
Gene: antxr1b
Product: ANTXR cell adhesion molecule 1b
Exons: 18
Coding region: 157-1989 (610 amino acids)
Cellular component (GO): membrane
Molecular function (GO): signaling receptor activity
Source: RefSeq, a predicted model, not a curated record
CCUCCUCUCUCGGCCCAGGACUGUUGCUCCUGCAGCAGAGAUGGGACAGUGAUCCAGACUGGAAGAUCUCAAGUCUGGAAUGCUGCCGUGCCACAGCUGCCUGGGUCCAACUGCUGCAAGGCUACUGCAGAGACAUAUCUUCCCGAAGCUGGAAUAAUGUUCCAGUGUUGUGACAGGCAGGCCAUGCUGGUGCUGGAGAUGGGUAUUCUGGUGACUGUGCUGCUGGCAGGGAGUGCAGGACAGAACUCUGACAGACGGGAGGCUGGAUCCUCCUGCUAUGGAGGAUUUGAUCUCUACUUUGUUUUGGACAAGUCCGGAAGUGUGCUGCACCACUGGAAUGAAAUCUAUUACUUUGUUGAUCAUCUUGCUCAUAAAUUCAUCAGUCCUCAGCUCCGAAUGUCGUUUAUUGUGUUUUCUAAAGAAGGUCGGAUCCUGAUGAAACUGACAGAAGACAGGGAACUCAUUCGGGCUGGACUUGAGGAGUUAAGGAUGGUGCAACCUGGGGGAGACACCUUCAUGCAUAAAGGCUUUGAGAAGGCCAGUGAACAGAUCUACUAUGCAACAGGCUAUGGUUACCGAACGGCCAGCGUCAUCAUCGCCUUGACCGAUGGAGAGCUGAGGGAGACUCAGUUUGACCUGGCUGAGAGAGAGGCGAGUCGUUCUCGGCAGUUGGGGGCUUCAGUGUACUGUGUGGGAGUGAAGGACUUUAAUGAAACUCAGCUUUGGACAAUAGCUGACAGUAAGGACCAUGUGUUCCCUGUGAACAAUGGCUUUGAAGCCCUACAAGGGGUUAUUGACUCGAUCUUGAAGAGAUCAUGUAUAGAGAUCCUGGCCGUAGAACCCUCCAGUAUAUGUGAGGGAGAAUCUUUUCAGGUCGUAGUCAAUGGAAACGGUUUCCUGCAUGCCCGCAGUGUGGAGAAGGUCCUCUGUAGCUUUGUCAUCAACGACACCCUCACCUUGAUGAAGAGGCCCCUGGUGGUGAGGGAUACUUAUCUGUUGUGUCCAGCUCCUGUGUUGGAAAAGGAGAGAACGACGGCCACCCUCCAUGUCAGCAUGAACAAUGGCCUGAGCUUCAUCUCCAGCUCUGUAACCAUCACUGCAGUUAGCUGUUCUGACGGGACAUACUUGGCCAUCGCUCUGCUCAUCCUUCUUCUCCUGUUGACGGCAGCCAUGCUGUGGUGGUUCUGGCCGCUAUGCUGCACAGUGAUCAUUCACGAACCUCCUCCUCCAGAGAUGGAGGACAGCUCUGAUGACGAGGAUGGCUUCCCAAAGAAGAGGUGGCCCACUGUGGAUGCGUCCUACUAUGGAGGACGAGGAGUGGGCGGCAUCAAAAGGAUGGAGGUCCGCUGGGGAGAUAAAGGCUCUACGGAGGAAGGUGCCAAGCUGGAGAAAGCUAAGAAUGCCCGCGUGAAGAUGCCCGAGGAGGAGUUUGAGUUUCCUCCAAGUCGUACCCUUAACAAUGGCAUGCACAAGCCCAUCAGAGCCCAGAAGUGGUACUCACCCAUCAAGGGCAAACUGGAUGCUCUCUUGGUUUUCAUGAGAAAGGGCUACGACAGAGUGUCAUUGAUGAGACCCCAUCCUGGAGACAAGGGAAGAUGCAUCAACUUCACGCGGGUGAAAUCGUACCCUGCUCCGCGCUACCCCAUCUACAAUCACCCCUCCACCCCCAUCUACAGCCUCCCUCACAGCUAUCAUCACCCUCCUUCACAAGACACCCUCUCACACAGGCCCUCCUCCCCCACCUCCACCCUACCGCCCCUGCCCUCUACUCCGCCCCCGUCCUCCAUCACCCCUCCCCCAUACACCCCGGCUCCUACCAGAGCUCUACCCCCGACUUCUCUUAGCCCUCCGCCGUCUCCACCCACCCCGCCGGCCCUUUGCUCCCCGACACCGCCUUCCCUUCCCGUUGUUUUGCCUCCCGAGCCACAGACACCCCCCCCGCAAAGAGCCCCCCCCCCCUCCCGUCCUCCCCCGCGCCCCUCUCAUUAGGCUCCUGCUGUGGCCGACGUGUUAAAGAGAAAAGGAAGGAGUCCAGUCAUGUUCCAAAGAACUGCUCAGCAUUGGAUCCGUGGAAGGGCCAAUCAGAAUAUCCCAAAUGCUCUGUCACCUGCUCACCAAAGCAAACUAUACAUCUUGCCAAGAUCCAGCUCUCACAAGAACACGAGAAGGUUGUUUUGAAAUAUUUUUACAGAAUUAUUCAACACUUUUUUAUUUCUUGCGUGUAUUACAAAGACGUUGCUUACUAUGCUGAAACCACGCACUGCUUUUUUCCUAAAUACACAUUCUCGUAAUUUCUUCAUGCUGAGUCGGAUAUGUAUCACUGAGACAUUGAUGUCUGUCAUAAUAAUGAAUUAAAACAUGCAUACUAAGGAAUGGAAAUAUGAAGGUCUUGUCACAGUGUCGAACCUCUGCCUAGAAAAAGAGAGGGAUUGAAAAAGACUUAUGAGAAGAGGUCUUACCAAGGAAAAGGAAGAGAUGGCAGCAAAUUCAAGUGUCCUUGUGUUUCAGCCAGCAGUUUCAUCUAUAGAUUCAGGUAGUCUUUAGUACUCAGCCACAACUAGUUGCAAACUGUAAAACGGGAAUAAUUUAAUCAUGGAUAAUAUAUUGGGUAUUUCAUAAGUUGUUUGUGCCCUCAUGGUUUCAAUUUUUCAUUGGGGGAUUUCGUUUAGGUGCAGUUAUGUGAAGCUCUCUGGAGCAUUGCUUAAAAAGGGCAAUCCAAAUGAAAUGUGAUUGAAGAUGGCAGUGGAAAGGAAGCCAGAAAUAGAGAGGACGGUGCAGACCAGCAGAUAAGACGAAAAGUGCCCAAAUAUUUAAUCACACAUGGCCAAUGUUUGCUGUUGCGUUGAAAUUUCCACUUCCAGCAUACUCUGGGGUAUAUUCUGGAAAGCAGCAAAUUACUUUCUUUGUGUAUCAGCAAUGACAACCAGGAUGGUCGGUUUUGAAUGAUAAAAUAUUUUUAUUACCGGUAAGUAAGAAAAAAUAAACAUUAUGAUAUGUCAAGGCAAGGCAAAAUGUCUUGGUGCCUUGGCUCAUGGUAAACACAGUGGCCCAUCGUACGUUUGAAUCCAAAUUUCAGUUAGCCACAUGGAAAUAUCAGCACUGCAUAAAAGGUAUUACGACUACCUAGCCACAAACAGGAUACUAACCAUACUGCACAUUGAGCAAACAAGAUAAAAGUACCAUGAACAGACUGCAUUUUCUAUUAAUUCAAGCAAUCUUCUUCUUGUAGCAAGACUAGGACCUUCAAACCUUGAAACUCGCAUGAAGAGAUCGCCUACUACUGGUUUAAUAGCGUUGUUACAUAAUAUAAAGAGAGGCAGACAGACUCCUAAUCCUGUGGGAAGUGAGCUCAUGGAGGCAUGCCUGUGGCUACAGAGGCAGCCAGGGAUGGUGGGGGCCUUGAGGCACGACUCCUGAAAGCAAUAAAAGCAAAUGCUAACGCUAAUGCCACGCAGAGCUGCUAGAUAAACGGUAGGCAGGAGGCGGCUCCACUGCGCUGGGCCCAGCAGGCUGGGGAAGCAGGGACUCAGGGAGGCCUGAAGGAGCUUGGAUGACUGGCAGCACGGUGAUCUUUAAAGGACUCUUUCCACAGUCGUUUGCAUGGAUGUGGAUGCUUUUGAACACUGGUGACAUCAGUUUUUGUGUCAAAUAAAUGAAAAAAUAUAAAAAACGACUUUGACUAAUAGUACAUUACUAAUAUUAUAAUGCAUAAUGCCAUUUAUGGAUUCCUACAUUAAAUACAUUUGAUUUAAAAAAAAAAAAA